Sander lucioperca (pikeperch) is the source of this 2558-nucleotide messenger RNA. RefSeq names its product family with sequence similarity 167 member Ab (gene fam167ab). The record is from RefSeq and is a predicted model, not a curated record. Bases 399 to 1031 code for a protein of 210 amino acids. The transcript is spliced from 3 exons. Lineage: Eukaryota; Metazoa; Chordata; Actinopteri; Perciformes; Percidae.
AGGGAUUCCUGGGACGUCUCCAAGAAACCAGAACCUGACGCAACCAUGUUCCCGCCCCUCCUCCGGUAGCUCUCUGCUAAAAAAACAAGUGGACCGUGUAGCUGUUAGGGAUGAUAUGAAAGAGAGAGCGGGCUCGAGAUGGUCUUCACUUAUGUCGCUGCUUGAACUACAAGUUGGACUGCUGCAGGGGAUUUCUUACAAGAUCUAAACAUACUCUGCCUCUGAAACACAAAUGGAGAUUUCAAGGAACUUUAAAGAAAGACAGUAAAUGCAGGAAGGACAAAAAACUAUGGUCAUUUGUAUAAACGAAAGAGGCAACCAAUGAAGAGCAGAUAUCUUUAUCUAUUUUUACUUUGACACAUUUUUUUUUUAAGGAGCGUUUUGUAUUUAGCAGAUUAAUGAUGGAAACUCCCUCAGCUCCUCAGAUUAUUGUGGACAAGGCUAGUGUCCUGGAGGAAGCAGAAUGUGGGGAGGAUGUGGAUCUGCCUACUGAUGACCAUCUCAUGAACUUGAAGGCCUUGACGGAGAAACUGAGACUGGAGACUAGGAGGCCUUCUUAUCUGGAGUGGAAAGCCCGACUCGAGGCGGAAAGCUUCAGAGAGUCCAGAAUUGAAAAAGGCCCAAUCCAAUUGGAACCUGAGGGGAAAAUUGCCCCCCCCAAAGAGACUGUAGUGAAGUCUGAUAUGAUUCAGUGCAAGUUGCCAUCAGGUGUACUGAAGGGAUUCAGGAACAUAGAUGAAGCUCUCUGUUGGCUGAGGAGAGAACUGACAGACAUGCGCUUGCAGGACCAGCAGCUAGCGAGGCAGCUGAUGCGGCUCCGCAGCGACAUCAACAAGUUAAAGAUAGAGCAGACGUGCCACCUGCAUCGCCGGAUGCUCAAUGACGCCACCUUUGGCCUGGAGGAGCGGGACGAGCUGUCGGACCUGCUGUGUGAGUGUCCAGUCACCCCGGGGCUCGGCCUCUCGGCCCCGCUGAGACUCAUCGGCGUCACCAAGAUGAACAUUAACUCUCGACGCUUCUCGCUCUGCUAGUGGCAGUGAUGGCACUCCGGGCAGAAAAUCCUGAAAACACAACAGCCUGUCUAAUACUAUCUUUGCUCCAGUGCAACAUGAAAGUCCUGGCCAUUUGUUAGAUUGUGGUGAAAUCCUUUUGACCACAAUGUUGUGAGGAUAAACCCAGAUGGAAACUCGUUUUACAGUCCCUAUAAUCAAAGAGAGAGAGUUAGGUCAUGUAUAUUAUUUAGACAGACGAAUUUAAGUGUAGUAGGUACAUAUAUAGUGUGUUUGCCACUAAACUAUACAUGGCAGCUAUAUACAGAAACCUCUCUGUCUUAAAACCGCAGCAGAUUUUAGACCUUUAGGCCAUUAUGACAAUAGAAUACUUACGUUUUUCAACUACAGAAUAGAAAUCUCAAGCUUAUUCCUGUCCACUUUUUAAGCCCUAUCAGUUAUACUGUUACCCUAUAUAUUUCCAUAUACUGUAUGUUGGUUGUUUGCUGGGACUGUUUUGCUGGGUUUUAUCUACAAACUAAAAUAAUCAAGCACAGAUUAAAUAUUUUAAAUGUAUUCGUAUACAGACCUGUCUGUAGGAUGUUUUCAGUGACAGUCAAGAAUGUCUUUUUUUCCACGUCCUGCAUCUUAAUCUAAAUGUUUUGUGCUUUGAUAAAGGCAAAAAGAUGCCUUACUAUUGAUACAAAUUGUAUACUAUACCCAAUGCAUAUUUAAGUUAGUGAGUAGUUGUAUCAAUUUAGCAAGGAGUGCUUUUUUGUAGACUAUGAUGAAAAUGAUUUAUUCUUUAUAAUGAUUGUCAUAUUGCACUAGUUGGGGAUCUCACGAUGGUUUGCUGAAGUUUGCUUCUUAUAAGUAAAGAUGUAUUUAGCUCUUGGUUGGAGCUUUGUCCUUUUUAUGCUGUAAUUGUUGAGUUCCAGCCAGGAAGUAACCAUUUUAGGUGGCAUUGAUUGUCUGGAAGAAAACCAUGGUUUAGUUUUACGGAUAAACAUUGAAGUCUUCUAGUGUGUACCAAAUGACAUGAUUAUGUGAAUCUUGUUAUGAGCCUUCUGUUAUAUCUGCAGUUAUGAUGGGAUAUAUCAUUUCAUACUACUUUUCUUUGUGGGGGGGUUGCAUUUGAAAUGUGAGCAUAUGAAAUGUGAGUUAAGUAUAGUCCUGAGUGUCAGGGUUUGAGAUGCCCCUCCUUGUGGCCCAGAUAAUACAAUCUGAACAAAACCAGCGCUUUAAAGCUCUCUCACACACCACAUCUAAUUUGUUUGCAACAACAGUGGUACCAAUAGAGUUUUAACAACCACUGAAAUGACGAGGUUAUCACUGGUGUCUACACAGCUCAGACUUCUCCAACAUUAUAGGAUUAGCUUUUUGGUCUUUGUCUCAGUUUGACAAAGACUGUAUAGUGUCCCCUAUACAGUGAGCCACAAUGCCACCUUGUAUUACUGAGCCUAUAAUGACUGGAAAAUACCUUAAAAGUGGUUUGGUAAAAUCCGAUACCUCAAAUGGGCUGUUGUUAGUGCUAGUAUGAUGACACAAAGUGCUGGAAAUAAAUAACCC